Molecule: messenger RNA, 1674 nt
Organism: Parnassius mnemosyne (clouded apollo)
Lineage: Eukaryota; Metazoa; Arthropoda; Insecta; Lepidoptera; Papilionidae
Source: the annotation of a GenBank genome assembly
AUGUAUAAGUGUGUCGUUUUAGUCUUAUUGUGUUGGAUUUCGGUGAUUGCGGAAGUGGAAACGCACACCCGUGAGGCGAAGUUAGUGAAUAUAGCCCAGGGUCCUGUGCGCGGGUAUAAGGCACAAUAUGAUAAUUUUUUUGCCUUUUAUGGCAUACCGUACGCAACUGCACCCACGGGUGAUCACAAAUUUAAGGCACCACUUUCUCCGCCCCAAUGGACAGAACCAUUCGAAGCCGUUAAUAAAGAUGUAAUUUGCCCACAAAUGGUAUAUGCACCUUGGGCUAUAAAACUUAAGCAACAGGAAGACUGUCUAAUCGUUAAUAUAUACGUACCUGACACGGAUGAAAAAGAUUUACCUGUGGUCAUACAUGUUCAUGGAGGGGCAUAUCAAUUGGGAUAUGGCAACUUAAUGACGGCAAAAGAAUUCAUUAAAGAUAAGAAUAUCAUUAUAGUUAAUUUCAAUUACCGUUUGGGUGCACAUGGUUUUCUAUGUCUAGGUACAGAAGAUGUGCCUGGCAAUGCUGGAAUGAAGGACCAAGUUACGUUGUUUCGCUGGGUGAAAGAAAAUAUUGCCAGUUUUGGUGGAAACCCUGAUGAUGUUACAAUCAAUGGAUUUAGUGCAGGUUCAUCGUCGGUUGAUCUUCACCUUGUUUCGCCGAUGACCAAAAGUCUUUUUAAUAAGGUUAUACCCGAAAGUGGAGCAAGUCUCUCUGCAUUUAGUGUUCAAACAGACCCAGUAGAAAAUGCUUGGGAAUAUGCGAUACUACUUAACUAUACAGAUAAGACCAAGGAUGUUUAUGAUUUAGAGAAUUUUUAUAAAACAGUUUCAUUAGAUACAUUAACUUCUAUUGAUCUAUUAAAUAGGAGUGAUUCUCUAUUUCUUUUUGUACCUUGUAUUGAACGGGAACUUGGUAAAGAAAGGUUUCUUGAGGAUGCUCCAUUGAACGUUUUGAAAAGUGGCCGUAAUCAUAAACUACCAAUGUUAUUUGGAUUGGCUGAAAUGGAAGGAUUAUCUAGAAUGCCAGUUUUUGAAACAUGGUCUAGUAAAAUGAAUGAUAAGUUCUCCGAUUUCUUGCCCGGUGAUCUUAAAUUUUCAACUCCAGAAGAAAAAGAAGAAGUUGCUCAGAGAGUUAAGGAGUUUUAUUUUGGUAAAAAACCUGUUGGCAAGGAAACUAUAUUUAGAUAUAUAGAUUAUUUUACAGAUAUAUUAUUUGCGUAUGGCACACUAAAGUCUGUUCAGUUGCAAGUGGAAUCUGGAAACAAAGAUAUAUAUCUAUAUGAAUAUUCCUUUGUGGAUGAUAACGUUCCGUUAGUGCCCUACACUGCUGUGCGUGGUGCUAACCAUUGCGCACAAUCAAUGGCUGUAGGAGACGAAUUUUUGCCAAAUGCUCCAGCUGAUACAAAAGAUUUCACAAAUAUGAAGCAGUUGAUGAGAGAACUAUGGUUCAACUUUAUCACAACCGGAAAACCGGUUCCAGAGGGUUCAGACCUUUCAAUGUGGCCGCCUACCGAUGCAAACGGUAGUCCUCAUAUGUCUCUCGAUAAGACGAUGAAACUGCGCGGACCUCUGAUACAGCAACGCUUUCUUUUUUGGGAUGCUAUUUAUGAGAAAUAUUAUGCAAUGCCAACCGCACCUCCUCCUCCAACACCCAGAACCAAAACUGAAUUAUAA